This is a messenger RNA of Vespula pensylvanica (western yellowjacket), 8959 nucleotides long. RefSeq names its product solute carrier organic anion transporter family member 74D (gene Oatp74D). Lineage: Eukaryota; Metazoa; Arthropoda; Insecta; Hymenoptera; Vespidae. The record is from RefSeq and is a predicted model, not a curated record. Gene Ontology annotation, molecular function: protein binding. Gene Ontology annotation, biological process: sodium-independent organic anion transport; transmembrane transport. The coding region runs from base 2544 to 4778 and encodes 744 amino acids. The transcript is spliced from 14 exons. Gene Ontology annotation, cellular component: membrane.
AAGACAUACCACUAUGUACGAUUAAAUAUAAUAUGCAUUUUGCGAUCAUUCUUCUGUGACAGGAACAUUACAAAGGAAAAGUUCCAUGUAUGUAAAUAUAAGUUUCAUAAGAUUUAAAUUGUAAGUUUUACUUGGUAAUAUAGUAUUUAAAGAAAAAUAAUUACAGAUGAUAUAGAGAUGUAAAUAAAGGUUUCUAUAUUAUCUUUCUAAGAUCUAAAAACUGAAUGUGUGGAAAUGAAUCUGUUUAAAAUAUUUGUCUAUUAAAAACAUAAAUAGUUUAAUUAUUAAUGUUUAAAAAGGUAUUAAACCCCGAGCUAUAAUUUAUACAACUUUUAUAGUUCGUCACGGAAUGGUGUGUAUAUAUAUAACAUAUAUAUAUAUAUAUAUUUAACUAUGGUUUUCAAACGUUUAGAAUCUUUUCUUAUUUAAAUAUUUCCUCGACAGACACAUGAUAGACAUGGUAAAACAAACCGAGAAUAACGCGUUAGAUAAAAAGUAAAUUUGCAAGAGCGACGUAGCCUCGUAUUCUAAUGUAUGUGUAAAUAUCAUGAAAAUAAUAAUCGACGAGUGGCCAUGAUAUUGAAUAUGACCUCGUUCAAUGAAACGAACUUUUUCAAUGAACGUAACAUAUGUUAUCACCUAGUGGAAUACAAUUGGUUUUCGAUUUCUUAUUUGAAGACGAGCCUUAUCUAGGCAUAAGAAGUUAGAUAAUGUCGCAUGUACGUCGUACUAAUAGAAGGGACACGCGUGCGCGGGAGGGGGCGAGGAGAGAGAGGGAAGAAAGAGAAAGAAAGAAAGAAAGAGAGAGAGAGAGAGAGAGAGAAGGGGAGGCAGGUCAGGGCAGGCUGACAGCAAGUCGACGUUCGAUUUCAGUCGAAAGCGAAAAGCCGUCAAGUUCGUGCACGGUCGCCGGACUCCCGGCUUGUUCGCGAGCGUACGCAUGAUUAACGUCUCCGUCGUGUCGUUCUCCGCGCAUCCAAAUGUCAUACGAGUGUUGCGGCGACGGCAAGGUCGCCGGCGACAGUAUUGUCGCCGCCCUCUCGAAGCUCUUCGCUUUCUCGCCGCUCACUUUUUGCCGCGAGAUCCUGAGCUCAAGCGGCAUUCUUCCGUCCUCUUUUUCCUCCUCUACCUCCUCUUCCUCCUCUUCCUCCUCCUCCUCCUUUUCUUCCUUUUCCUCUUCCUCCUCCUCCUUCUUUUCACCCUCUUCUAAUUCUUCUAAUUCUAACUUUACGUCUAACUCGACCUUCUCUAUUCCUUCUUAUUUCUUAUUCAGCAUCGACAAUCUCUUCGUUAUCGUAACGUCCUUGCUUCUUGGCUUCGUCCUUGCCAUCGUCCUCGUUCGUUCUCUUCGUCAUCGUCAUUGUCCUCGUUGUCGUCGCGCUGUCUAGAAAUCAUAGAGUCUAAGCAAACACAGCACCACGGGGUACGACUGAUGGUCUAUCAUCGCCGCCAUUUUUUUAUCCCUUCUCUUUUUUCUUCUCUAUACUAUCCCAUCUCCCCCACUCCUCUUACUCUUCACCCAUACUCGCUCUUUCGUCAAAACAUGGCGACAAUUAUUUCUAGUCCUCAACGAUGCAGCGCCUCUAGCUUUAACGCUCGUUAGGUGGCGCCACCAACUAACUCUCUUUACCUCAUUGGCUAAUCGUUUACGCACGACUUACCGCGCGAUUCGUAACCUAAACCCGAACUUAUUUUCUAACUUUGUUCUUUUAUUCUUUUUAUAUUUCUUUGUGUUUUAUUUAAGUUCGAUCAUAUCUCUUGUUUUACUCCGUUAAGUUUAGAAUUAGUUAAGAAUAGUAGUAAGGAUUAGUUUAGAUAGAACGAAUAUUAAGAAAUGAUAUUAAUUGUAUUUUAUAUGUAGAUCGAUUUCAUCGUGCGCGCGCUUACAUUCCCGCCAACGUCAUCGUCGAUUAUUUCCUUAUUGGUUAAUUUCCUUCGAAACGUCUUCUUUCAAAUAUGUCCGCGUUUCGAUAAUACGGAGGAGAGAAUCGACGAGAUUGUACGAUCUUAUCAGAUCAAAUUAUGCGAGAAUCACGUAUAAAGUAUCGAGAAAAGGAAGUAAACAAGAGACAAGUUCCUUCCGCUUAGAUCACGAUGAUCUUAAUUAAUACUAAGAAUCGAGAAAAUUGGCCUAUGCAUGUUACUUCGUCGCAACGCCUGCUGCCUUUAAAUCCUCCAGCAAAUUUAUGGUGCGUUCUUUCCUCGUCAAGGACGAGCGAUGUGUGCAUCGUACGUGGGUGUUUCGCACUUGCUUCGAACGAAGAACACAACGAGACACGAAUGUCCGAUCGUUCUACGUAUUUCAGUGUUUCGUAAACGUUUCUGUGUUUUUGAAAGGCGUCGACGAUCAACUCGCACGCUUUCCUCAGCUCGUUCAGAUCAACUCGAUCGAGAAGGUGUCUUAGCAAGAGCAAGAGAAACGAUUACUACGAGAAAGAGGAAAAGGAAGGACGAAGAAGAAGAAGAAAAAGAAAAAGAAAAAGAAGAAGAAGAAGAAGGAGAAGAAGAAAAGGGAAAGAGAAGAAGAAGAAGAACCGAGGACAAUGGCGGGUGAGGACACACAGAUUCUGGCGAAUGGCACCGUCGAGGCUCUCACGAUAAUACCAGCAAAAAUGGCCAAUGGGAACGGCCUUAUCUGUAGCAAACAUAACAACAAUGGCUCGAUACCAAAUGGGAAACUAAAUGAUAUCGGAGCUGCCGAGAAUGGGAAGCUGAUCGUGCCUGACGAAAAAUCGAGCAGCCUUCACACGGAAUUCGAUGACGCUGAUGUUUCCUGUGGUUGGGGUCCAUUAAGACCUCAUUGGUUGCAAUAUUUUGCCACGAAGCAGGCCUUCUUGGCCACUUUUUGCAUUACCUGGGUCCUUCAAGGCAUGUACUACACGUAUUUCGUCUCGGUAAUCACAACGAUCGAGAAGCUCUUCCAAAUCCAAUCGAAAACGACGGGUAUCAUAAUGUCUGCGACUGAGAUCGGCCAGAUCGGUUCGUCCCUUCUCUUAACGUAUUACGGCGGCCAAGGUCACCGGCCUAAGUGGAUCGCCUGGGGCAUGAUCCUCUUUGCCGUGAGCUCCUUCACCUGCUCGAUGCCUCAUUUCAUCUUCGGUGAACAGCUGAUCCAGCAAAACGAGAUGCUUUUCAGCGGCGUCGGACCUGCUGGGGAAUCAAAUGGACCUAACAAUACUGAUCCAGUUCCAGCUAAUCUCUGCAAGUUGCAUGAACGACCAGAGAACAAUACGCUCGAUGAAUGGAUCUUGGGUACAACGGCACCACACGGUGAUUCGAUUGAAUAUUGUGAAGGUGACUUUCUAACAGAGCAGAGGAUACAAAGCAAAAUAACGACGGUAGUCCUGGCAAUAUUUUUUGUCUCUUUGCUCGGUGUUGGAAUGGGUCAAACAGCUGUUUACACUCUCGGCAUACCAUACAUCGAUGAUAACGUUACCAGCAAGGAAAGUCCCUUGUAUUUCGCAAUCACAAUUGGUGUUAGGAUUCUGGGACCAGCGUUAGGCUUCAUCCUUGGAUCAUUAUGCACGAUGCUUUACGCGGAUCUAUCCGUAAAUCCACAAAUCACGCCUACUGAUCCAAGAUGGGUCGGUGCAUGGUGGCUUGGUCUUGUGCUGAUAUCCGCGAUGCUGGUGUUGGUCAGCAUAGGAAUGUUCGCCUUUCCUACGCGUUUGCCGAUGAGCAGAACACCGCCGAAACGAGCGGAUGCCAAAAAACCUAGUCUAAGAGAUUUUCCAAAAGCAGUUAAAAGGCUGCUAAAGAAUGACAUCCUGAUGUUCAGGACAGCUAGCAGCGUGCUGCAUAUCCUGCCAAUCGCAGGACUUUACACAUUCUUACCAAAGUACCUCGAGAGCCAAUUUCGCUUGCCAGCUCAUCAUGCUAACAUGAUAUCAGGUGUCGGUGGUAUUCUAGUUAUGGGUCUGGGUAUUAUAAUCAGUGGAGUGUUCAUUCUGAGAGCGAAACCAAACGCUAGGUUCGUUGCAGCUUGGAUAGCUUUCACAGCAGUCGUUUAUGCUAUUGGUAUGGGCGUAUUGAUGUUCAUUGGUUGUCCGAUGGACGAUUUUGCUGGUCUUGUCUCGCACUCCGAUGGAAUCUCGAGCUUCGAGCCAACCUGCGAGGCUAGCUGCGACUGCGAUCGGAACAAGUUCAGCCCGAUCUGUGGCGCGGAUGGCAAAACGUACUUCUCCGCGUGUCAUGCUGGCUGCUCGAAUUACACGAUAGCGGACGGGAAAGUGGCAUCGUUUUAUAACUGCCAGUGCAUCGGGCAGAACUUAACGAUGCCGGAAACGACGAGCACAGCGACGAUUGGUUACUGCCAAUUGGAAUGCAGUAACUUUUGGGUCUACAUGAUUCUCUUCUCGGUGUUCGUUUUUAUUCACUCAACGGGUGAGGUUGGUUCCAUGUUACUGAUAUUACGAUGCGUGGAUCCACGGGACAAGGCCAUGGCCCUCGGUCUCAUACAAUUUGCUAUUGGCUUGUUUGGUAACGUACCAUGUCCAAUCGUAUACGGUGCUGUUGUGGACUCAGCGUGUCUUGUGUGGGAAUACGCUUGUGGUGAACGAGGUGCCUGUUGGCUCUACGACUCAAAUGUCUUCAGGAUGUUUUAUCACGGCACGACGGGUGGAAUCCUUGUGAUGGCCUUCAUCGUGGACAUAGUUGUGUGGUACAAAGCCGGUAGUAUAAGUUUCGUUGAGGAACAGGAAUGUGAAGAUGGUACAGCCGAAGAAAUGGCCACUUUAAAGUCUCAGGACGCGCAAAACGUCGAUAAUGAUUAUCUGUGAAGGAUAUACAUACAUAUAUAUAUAUAUAUAUACAUAUAUAUAUAUAUACAUAUAUAUAUACAUAUAUAUAUAUAUAUAAAGACCCACACACAAUAUAUAUAUAUAUAUACACAUAUAUAUGGGUAAACAUAUGUAUAUAGUCUCGAAACGAUGUAUAUAGAGGGGUACAUAAGGCGUUCUAGUGUGAAAGGUUUUCAACCCUUUAAACACGAACGAAGUCGGUGUGUGAUCGAGGUGAAUUCGCGGCUGUCGUCCUUCGAGCUGUCCUACUUGACAACGGAUUAUUCUAGUCUUUCAUCGAAAAGGACGAGUCAGCGACAAAAGAAAGAGAAUCCCUCAAAUUCUCUUUCUGAAGAAGAAGAAGAAGAAGAAGAAGAAGAAGAAGAAGAAGAAGAAAAAGAAGAAAAAAUCCUCUCCGAGAUGAACCGGCCAACGAUUCUCGACCAACGAUUCUAAAAAUCUUCCUUUAUCUUCUUUUCUUUUUUUUUCUUUUUUUUUUUUUUUUUUAUAUAAAAAAAAAAAGGAGAACGAAUCUAACAAACGGAAAAGUGUUACGUAGAUUGUGAAGAUGAUUAUCCUGCGAUUUUCUAUCUUCUCUUAUCAAAAAAAUAUAUAUCUUUGAAGAAAGAAAGAAAAAGAGACUGAGUCUCGAUGAACGAGGAAACGUACAUAGUAUGUACGCAUAUACAUUACUAUUAACUUACGCAGGAUAUAUUAAAAGAACGAUGGAAUAGAGAAGACGACGAGCGCAGCGAACGACCACGUGCCAAUAUAUUAUGUUGUUAUAUAUCACCCACGUUUUUUAAAAAAAAACGUCGGUACAUGAACACACGUUGUUUUAUCAACGAUAUUUUUCAUGAUUUGCAUUUUACAACUCUCGUUUAGUACUUUUGAAACAAAACAAAAAAUUUAAUUAAAUUAAUCCUUUGCAUUUCAUAGACACCGCUAUGUCGACGUCCAUAAUAUGAAGUAAAAUUAAUUUUUACUUCAAACCAAUCAAAUAAAUCUUUUCUUUUAUCUUUUACUUGAUAAAAGAUAAUAUUCUUUAAUUUUCUUCGCUGGUACUCCGAAAAAGCGUUACGAACUUGUUGGUUAAUUAUAUAUUUAACAAUUGACUUUAGUGCAAAGGAUUAAAUUAAAUUAUAUUAAAACUGCCGAACUUAUCCUCGCAGAUUGACGCAUACAAUAUAUUAAUCAAUAUAUUUACAUUUUAUCGACAUUUUAUGCUUCCGCUAAGUAUCAACGGAAAUUAUUAACAGACUGACGGACGUUAAGAAACGUUCGCGAAACGAAACACGGCCUAAUUGAGAAAAAAAAAUCUCGUAAGAUUCUCUCCUCCACCGUUUUACCCCUCUCGCUUCGGGUGAAGAAAAAAUUAAAUAUAUAAAUAUAUAUAUAUGUAUAUGUAUAUAUAUAUAUAUAUAUAUAUAUAUAUAUAUAUAUGUUUAAAAUAAUAAAAUUAAAAUGUGCCGAUAAUCGUAAAUCCAAUAGAAUCCUCGAAGAAAAAGAUUGAUAAUAUAUGUAUACAUAUAUGUACUAUAUACGCAAUGAGUGGCAUAUUGAUAAAUCGUGUAGCGAGCUGAUAGGACGUAUCCUAUAUGUGUAUGUUCCUUCUUUGUGUAUUUGUAUAUAUGUAUAUGUAUAUAUUUUUAUGUAUAUACGUAUGUAUGUAUAUAUACAUAUACAUAUAUAUAUAUAUAUAUAUAUAUAUAUAUAUAUCAUUUCGUUCCAAAGUUCCAAUGCAUAUAAAUGCCCUCUGAAUAUUGAAACGUAUGUGUACAUAUGUAUAUGUAUAUGUAUAUGUGAAAGCCGUACGUGUAUAUUUUUUUCUUUUUUUUUUAAUCAUUAUUAUUUUUCUUAAAUAAUAUAAUAACAUCGCGAUAUCGAGGGCAAUCUUUUAAGCUCAAUCUAAUUAGUUCCUGGUACGAAAUCGAAAGGAUUAUUUAAAAAAGCUCGUAAAAAUUAAUUGGCGCUCUAUGUAUCGUCGAUUAAUGCGCGUCAUCUAUCUCGUACCCGAAAAGAUCUAAUUAUUAAUUAAUCAUAUUGCAGGUGUAUGUACAAAAUAAUAAUACUUUCGUACAUACAUAGAUACGUACGUAUGUAGAGUGAAAUUUGUUUCAUUCAUAGGACAAUCCACUAAAAAAUUAAGAAAGAAAAAAUUUCAAUCGAAUGCGACAGACGUCAUUUGCGAAAGCGAAAAUUUACAAACGAACAAAAAUAUAUACAUACAUACAUAUAUAUAUAUAUAUUUGCGUAUGUGUAUAUAUAUAUAUAUAUAUAUACACAAACACACACUAAGUUAAGUCUCUAACUUUUUGCAAGUCGUAUACACAUCACACACAUACACUCCAUAUAUUGAUAUACCAGAAGAAAUAAACAUCACACAAAUUACGUAUCACAAAGUAUUAACUUAUGAAAAUGAAAAUAAACGGAGUCUCGGGUACGAUUGCAUCCAGCUUCUCCAUUUUGCAUUUUAUUCGCGUAUGGAAAGGAAAUAAAAAACAAAAAGAAAAAUAAAAAAAAAUAUUUAGCAUUAUUCUCGACGAGCAUAUUCACAUCACAAAUAUUUUAUUACAUAAUUAAUUCCAUCGAGUAUGGUAAGAAAAUAAAUAAAAGAAAAGAAAAGAAAAAAAAAAAAAAGAAACGAAAAUGCUUAACAUUGUUCUCGCGACAAGCAUAUUCACACAUCACAAAAAUAUUUUAUUACAUAACUAACACACUCCAAAGUAUAUAAUAUAUUUAAUGCUAACGGAGAAGCGACGCGAUUAAACUCGAGUCAUUAACCGUCCGCACUCUUAAUCGAAUAUUGUAAUAAUCGUGUUGUACUAUAUGUUCGUGUGUACAUAGACAUUCCGUGUUUAGAUAUCUUCUACAAAACAAUUAACGAAUGAUCGUGGAUCGAAUAAUCUGCGAUCGUUGCGGCCGGUGGAACAUUUUAUUAUUAUUACUUUUUCUCUUUUUUUUUUUUUAAUAAUUUUUGUUCUUAUAAAAUAUAAAAAAUCUCGACGCAGAAGAUUAGAGCAGAAGGACGAGAAUAAAGAAAGAAAAAGAAAAAGAAGAAAAAAGAAACAUAUAUAUAUCAUAUAUAUAUAUAUAUAUAUAUAUAUAUAUAUAUAUAUGCGACACAUAUUUUUAGACGAUUUGAAAGAAAAAUGAGACGAAAUGAAAAGAAGAAAGAAAAAAGGAAAAAAGUAAAUCGUUGAUUCGUUAUUACGGUGAUUAGCCUAACAUUAGAAGAAGAAAGCAUAAAAAAAAAAAUAAAAAUAAGCGAGGAAUACACGGGUAAUUGAUUGCCCGUGACAAAAGAAGAAAGAAAACAUUUCAUGAGAAUUACAAGAAGCUGUAUUUUAAUAUCGUACAAUUUUACACGCGCGAAAGAAAAUACAUCACGGCGAAACGAACGUCGUCGAUUUUUGAUUCUCGAAAGGAAGAUAGAAAUAUUAAAUAGGAAUGGGUAGAAAAAAAAAACGAAAAGGAAAAAGAAAAAGAAAAUGGACUCUGCUGAACGGUGUACCGUUGAAUUAUUAAUUAACACAUCGUUGACUGACUAUUAUAUGCAAAAAGUAAUGUUUCACAUUUGGCUAUAUUUUCAUAAUUGAAUUAAAAUCAUUAUUAAAAUAUGAAUAAUUCAAGAAAAAUUGAUAUCAAUAUUAAAUAAACACCAGACAAUACAAUAAACAAUACUACAUGUUAGGUCAAACGUUCCUAAAUUAUUUUAAAAAUUAAUUACUCUUUUUCGAAAGGUGUUUCAGGCAAACUUUUUUCCAAAUUACAAAACUACGAGCCUAGCUUGUAAAAUUACAAGCCUAACUUCAAACCUAAGAAGUCUCGAAAAUAAGUAAUUGAUUUUUUAAAAUCACUUAGAAACUUUUUUGGCCGAUCUAGGAAUCGUUGAUUCAUCAUUGUAUAACAACGACUUAAAUAUUAAAUUUAAUAUUUUAAUAAUUAAAUAAAUUAUGCGUGAGCAAUGCAAACGCGAGCAUAUAAUAUUUGUGAGAAAGGUGAACGAUGUGUUAAAAGAAAAGUUUCUGCGGCAUUCGAAAAAGCGCGCCAUUGCUGCGCGCGCAUGAAACCGGGAAUUUCAUAUAUUUUUGGAAAAUUUUAGUUCUUCGAAAGGAAAGUAAAAGUUAAUUAAAAAAAAAAAGGAAAUACAUAAUAUAUAUACGUAUGUAUGUAUGUAU